Molecule: messenger RNA, 1391 nt
Organism: Hypanus sabinus (Atlantic stingray)
Lineage: Eukaryota; Metazoa; Chordata; Chondrichthyes; Myliobatiformes; Dasyatidae
Product: basic leucine zipper transcriptional factor ATF-like 3
Exons: 3
Coding region: 155-577 (140 amino acids)
Biological process (GO): regulation of transcription by RNA polymerase II
Cellular component (GO): nucleus
Molecular function (GO): RNA polymerase II cis-regulatory region sequence-specific DNA binding; DNA-binding transcription factor activity, RNA polymerase II-specific
Source: RefSeq, a predicted model, not a curated record
AUAUUUUCCUCUCGGCAGCCGGCCGGCCGGCCGGGGGGAGGGCUUACCCUGAAAAUGAAAGUGGUGCGGGGAAUAAAGGGCGGCCCGGCCAGCGCCGAGCUUCUUUGCUGCCAGGGCUCGCUCGGGGAGUGUGAGACCCCUCCUCGGCACUUGUAUGAAGUUCGGCAACUUCCCUUUGCCCUGUACCAUGGCUGCCACGCUUGGGGACUUCUCCCCGGACGUCGAAACGGACGACUCCAGCCAGAACUCGGAGAAGGAUUACGAGGGCUACGACAAGAAGCUGAGGCGAAGAGAGAAGAAUAGAAUCGCUGCACAGAAAAGCCGGCAGAAGCAGACACAGCGGGCGGACAUCUUACACCAGGAGUACGAGCAGCUGGAAAGGGAGAAUGCUUUGCUGAGGAAAGAAAUCCAGACUUUGAGGGACGAACUGAAGCAGUGGACGCAGGUGGUACAACAGCACGAGCCGCACUGCGCCGUGCUGCCCGCAUCCAGCUCCGCCCUGGCCGGCAAGCCACAGGUGGACUUCACGGACUUCCUCCCCAACAACUGGCGGGAAGCGGAGCUGCUGAAAUUCUAGGGGGGGGGGACCACCGGCCACUACCGACAGGGAGCCCGCCGCUGUUCCACCUGGGCCUCGGGGCCUCUCUUUUGCGUUGUGAUUGUAGAAUGGGACUGAGACUGAGGGCGCUGAAGCUGAGAUGGCCACGGCUGCGGGACGACGGGAGUCUGCUCGCGGAAUGCUCGGGGCUAGCCGAGACCCGCGGCGAGGGACGGAGGCCGCUCGCCGAGCCCGAGCACUGUCAGCCCAGCUCCGACGCUUGUCCAUGACAGCUCUGAAGCUCUUUGCUGGCAGGAGCAGCUGGUAGUGUGGAGAAUGUGCCUGUGGAGCAGAGGGAGAGUGUGUGCGUGUGCAUGUGUGUGUGUGUACUAUAGCAUGAGAAGGAUCUGAUUUGUCACUGAUAGUGAGCGGAAAGGUCGAGCACCAAUACCGUCACUCGAUAUUUACCUGUACCAUUGGCCGCCCAGUCCUCGCCCACUCGGAGGGAGUUGAACCUGGGCCAUCUUCAAUAUACCCUGCAUUUCCUUUUUCCAGACAGCCGCUUUCUGGUGUCCCUAUCAUUAAUCGCUGGGUGACCCUGUCUGGCAACACGCCCUACAUAAAUUGUGCCCGUGCACCGAGGGAGGCUAAAGGCUUUGGGGGCGGGUCCGCUGGGAUAGCAGGGGGGUGUAAUGACGACGCGCACCGCAGGAAAGGAGCGGGGGUAAGUGGGGGUGUGUGGAACGUCCUGCCAGGGGUGGUGUAGAGACAGAUACAUUAGGGACAUUUAAGGUGAUCGGGGGUAAGUGGGGGUGUGUGGAACGUCCUGCCAGGGGUGGUGUAGAGACAGAUA